This is a messenger RNA of Cottoperca gobio, 2595 nucleotides long. Its product is annotated as zinc finger protein 135-like. The annotation marks the transcript as partial. NCBI's taxonomy places the organism in Eukaryota, Metazoa, Chordata, Actinopteri, Perciformes, Bovichtidae. The transcript has 2 exons. Gene Ontology annotation, biological process: regulation of gene expression. Gene Ontology annotation, cellular component: nucleus. The record is from RefSeq and is a predicted model, not a curated record.
GGAGACCCAGAGCCCCCCCCACACAUUAAAGAGGAACAGGAGGAACUCUGGAGCAGUCAGGAGGGAGAGCAGCUUCAAGGGCCGGAGGAGGCUGAUAUCACCAAGAUCACAUUCACUCAUGUCCCUGUGAAGAGUGAAGAUGAUGAAGAGAAACCUCAGUCCUCACAGCUUCAUCAAAGACAAACUGAACACAUGGAAACAGGAGCUGAUGGUGAGGACUGUGGAGGACCAGAACCAGCCAGGAACUCAGAUCCAGAGAGACAUUUACAACCAGUUAGUGAGGACAAGACUAGAGACUCUUCUGGACCUGAUAAUAAUUAUCACUGGGAGGAGACUAAGGAACCUCAGUCAGAUCUAAACUCUUUUGGAAAUGAAGAAGUCCCCGUCAGUGAUUCUAGAAGUAGUGCUGGAGAGAAACCAUUCAGCUGCUCUGAGUGUGGGAGAGGAUUUAUCCACAAGAGAAGUAUGAAGAGACACAACCUGAGUCACACAGGAGAGAAACCUUACAGCUGCUCUGAGUGUGGGAAAAUAUUUGGUCGUAAGUCACAUCUGAAGGAACACAUGUUAACUCAUGGUGGAGAGAAACCAUUUAGCUGCCCUCAGUGUGGGAAAUUAUUUGGCCGCAAGACACGUCUGAACAGACACAUGUUAAUCCACACAGACGUGAAGCAGCAGCUGCUGCUGGUUAAAGAAGAGGUUCCCCCUGAGCAGCAGGAGUGGAGUUCCAGUCUGGAGGACCCAGAGUCCCUCCCACACAUUAAAGAGGAACAGGAGGAAUUCUGGAGCAGUCAGGAGGGAGAGCAGCUUCAAGGGCUGGAGGAGGCUGAUAUCACCAAGAUCACAUUCACUCAUGUCCCUGUGAAGAGUGAAGAUGAUGAAGAGAAACCUCAGUCCUCACAGCUUCAUCAAAGACAAACUGAACAACUGGAAAUAGGAGCUGAUGGAGAGGACUGUGGAGGACCAGAAUCAGCCAGGGACUCAGAUCCAGAGAGACAUUUACACCCAGACACUGAGGACAAGACUGGAGACCCUUCUGACAGUGAGAAUUGGAAGGAGACCAAAGAACCUCAGUCAGGUUUAAACUCUCUGGGAAAUGAAGAAGUCCCUUUCAGUGAUUCCAGAAGUAGUGCUGGAGUGAAACCAUUCAGCUGCUCAGUGUGUAAGAAAUAUUUUACACAGAGUGGAAGUUUACAAAUACACAUGAGAAUCCACACAGGAGAGAAACUAUUCUGCUGUUCUCAGUGUGGGAAAACAUUUAGACAUUACAGUUCAUUUAGCUGACGCUUUUGUCCAAAGCGGCUUACAAAAAGCAAACAAUCAUGGAGAUACAACUCAUGGAAACAGGAUCUGAUGGAGAGGACUGUGGAGGACCAGAACGAGCCAGGAACUCAAAUCCAGAGAGACAUUUACACCCAGAUACUGAGGACAAGACUGGAGACUCUUCUGGACCUGAUGACACUGAUGAUUGGAAGGAGACCAAACAACCUCUGUCAGGUUUAAACGUCCCUGAAGUAGUGCUGGAAAGAAACCAUUCAGCUGCUCUCUGCUGGGAAAGGUUUUGCCUGAAAGAAAAGUCUGAAGAGACACAUCAGAGUACACAAAGGAGAGAAACCUUACAGCUGCUCAUUCUGUGUUUAAACGUGUGUGUGCGCGAGGCACAUCUGAAGACACACAUGAGGAGUCAUAAAGUUUCUUCGUGUUUUGUUUUGCGCACGCUCUUCAGUCUUCAGUCUUGUAUUCAGUCACUAACAAUAAACAUUGUUCACUAGCAUUUGUAUUGUUCCUCAGUGGAGAGCGAUUUAAACAACUGGUCCGAUAGCCAAGUCUUGUUCAAGAUGGCUCUGCUUUUUCCACUGCAGCCGGUGCUUCAGUCUUUUGUAACUCCAUAGAUACUUUCUGUGGUGACUGUGGUUUGGAUUUGAUCGUUAGUACGUGAAUCUGAAAUCCACAGAAGUACAUGCAUUUCAAUUGUGUAGCAUGUUGAAAACUAGUCUGCCUACUGUGAUCUAUCCCUUUGAUUUGAUAUACCAGGGAGGAAGUACUUGAGGAAAUGUUUCCAUAAAGGGUCGGCCAGCGCCAGCAGCUGCGUCGGCCGAGUACCUCUGAUUCUGGCUGCACCACCUGGGAGUGAUGCAUCCGUCCGCCCCAUCAGCAGGGAGCGUGGGAUGACUGGUCGUAGACGUAAGAAGGGGCUCUCCUCCUCGCUCCUACUAGUUCAGCCAUACGCCCGGGAGACCUCGUAUUUGCUCCUCACCAGAAAGACGUUACGCUAACACUUAUGGGUGCAGUGGCAUCAGCUAAAUGGCAGGUUAAAGUUAUUAUAAGAUGAUGUGGCAUUGAUAUUUAGUUGGAUUAGCCAAUAUGGAUUGAAAAACACAGUACAAAAUGUUAUCUUACUGGUGUUUGUUUGAUGUUAGCUGAUAUUUCAGAUUUGCUGUGAAAUCAAUGAAUGGGUUUGUUCUUUGUCUGAACUAACUUGGUUAGUUAUCAUGAGCAAAACUUGCAUUCCGUUUUGUUUUCCGUUAUUCUUUUUCCAAUCAUUUGUGCAGACCAGCGUCCUCAUCCAGCCUGCAUUGUCACAUUGAAAAUGUUCAU